AUGACUAGCAGAGCGGCAACGUCCAAAUUGCCCGAGAUUCCAGCCCCUACGAUCGCACUGGACGAGGCACCUCUCGAGGGCGAAACGACACCAAAGGCUGUAGCCACGCAGACAAGCGACGAGGUGCCAACUUUCUCCUUGUCAGCUCCCGAUGAGCAUCUGAAUAGCUCGCACCUCGAGCCAGUGGCGAAGUCUUCCAGCCCCGGUGGACUGAGUGCCCGAGAUAGUAUGGCACCGCGACCCAAGAUUUCCAUGUCCACGCCCUCAGCCAAUUCGCGAGGUCCUAUGCCACCGCCUGCUCGUCCGGCUGUCCCGCGCAUGGGAGCACCUAGCGUAGCAUCCUCGCUGCGCAUACCUAGCACAGGCCCGUUACCCAACCGCGGUCCUCCAGCAAGUAGCCAACAGCGCGUCAGCUCUGGCCUCGCACCGAGUGGCAAUCUACUCACCCCAAACCCACGCAGCAGGAUCGUACUCACUCCCGGCCACUCGCCUAUGGACUGGGCCGCCAAAUCCCGUUCCGCCGACCUUGCUGGUGUCGGGACUUUCCUACGCGUCAAGCCCUCUCAGCUGAAGCAGAUGACUGGCCGCAAAGGUAAGCCGGCUUGGAGCAGCUGGCAGGGCAAGGUGUACAAUAUCACGCCUUACUUGCCGUAUCACCCUGGUGGUGAAGGGCAGCUCAUGAGGGCUGCGGGGAAGGAUGGCGAGCAGCUUUUCAUGGAGACGCAUCCGUGGGUGAAUUGGGAGAAUAUGCUGGGCUCGUGCUUGGUAGGGGUUUUGGUUCCUGAGGGCCAUGGGAUGGAAGGGGCGCAGCCUUCGCUUGAAGACAUGGAUUGA
Baudoinia panamericana UAMH 10762 is the source of this 834-nucleotide messenger RNA. RefSeq lists its product as uncharacterized. The record is from RefSeq and is a predicted model, not a curated record. The coding region runs from base 1 to 834 and encodes 277 amino acids. The transcript has a single exon. NCBI's taxonomy places the organism in Eukaryota, Fungi, Ascomycota, Dothideomycetes, Mycosphaerellales, Teratosphaeriaceae. Gene Ontology annotation, molecular function: heme binding.